Molecule: messenger RNA, 1872 nt
Organism: Nerophis lumbriciformis (worm pipefish)
Lineage: Eukaryota; Metazoa; Chordata; Actinopteri; Syngnathiformes; Syngnathidae
Source: RefSeq, a predicted model, not a curated record
AUGAGCGAGCACUCCGGUGCGAGCACUCUGGCGGCCAUGACGCUGGAGGAACCGGGGGCCGAGCAGGCGUCCCCCAGAGCCCCGGGCCCCCUCCGUUGCGGCCCCUGCGCCGUGUGGCCUCGCCAGCAGAACUGGCUGUGCGCCGUCCCCUUGGUGAUGGGCUUCGUAGGCCUGGGACUCAGUCUCAUGCUGCUCAAGUGGAUUGUGGUGGGGUCCGUCCAAGACUAUGUCCCCACAGACCUGGUGGAUCCCAAAGGGAGCAUGGGACAGGACCCCAUUUUCCUCUCCAAACCCAGCGCCAUGCCCAAAGGGCCGGACAUUUCUACCGCCGCUUCCACCGCAGCCGCAGUUUCCACCACGACGCCGCUAGCCGCCGACGGGACCGCCCCGGCGCCCAGAACACGAUCGGCGGCGCCGGGGAACCGCUCCUCCGAAAACGGCGGCGACGGCAACCGAGCCCCGCACCUUCACACCCGGGUGGGCGGCUCAGCGGUGAAUGCGUCCACCACUCGAGCGCCCAGGCUCACCAAGGAAGUGACCCCUCGCGGCACGGUCAGGAAAGGAAGCGGCGUUGUCGGAGGGCGCCACGCCAAGCCGGGACAGACCCCCUCCACGACUUCAGCCACUACGACCGUCACGAUGAGGCUCACCACCAAGGUCCAGACGACCACCUCUCAGCCGGCGGCACCCCCAGUCAAGCCUACGUCUCGCUGGACUCACGGGCGCCAGGGAAAAGCCCCGGCGACACGACCGCACCAUCGCUUCAGAACACCAAUGGCUCCAACACAACCCAGCCUGCGGUCGGAGGUUUUCAAGCCUUGUGUGGAAGAUAAGGACAUGGCCUUUUGCCUCAACGAGGGCGAGUGCUCCAUCAUUGAAACCGUAGCCGGGGUCCAUCGACACUGCAGGUGUAAAGAAGGCUACCACGGUCUACGCUGUGACCAGUUCGUACCCAAGACUGACGCCAUCUUGUCCGACCCAAAGGAUGAACUUGGGAUCGAGUUUAUGGAGAGCAGCGACACUUAUCAAAGGCAGGUGUUGUCCAUCUUCAGCAUCGCCUCGGGGAUGUGUCUUCUCGGAGUGGCAUGUAUGGCGCUCUACCGACGCAACAAGAGGACCCGACAAAAACUCCAGGCUCACUUUUCUGAAAGUCGAAGUUUGAGGGAUUGCGGCAUCAACGCCUCCGGUCUGAUGUCUAAAUCGUCCACGAGAACACAGUACACCCUACAGAAAAGCUGUGGACCCCACGGCCGCGCCGCCAACGCCUCACCGAGAGCUUCGACGGUGUCGCCGCCCGUUCUGGGAAGAGUGCAGUUGAAGGGGAAACGCUUCAGGAGCAAUUCCCUCUCACUCAGUCCGGCGCUAAGACGCAACCAGACCAAUCAUUUCCGGACGCCGCCCGUUUCCAGAGGAAAGCUGAAACGGCCGUCUAAUCUGGUAGCGUCCGGACGAGUCUACAAGCACCUGCGGGAGGAGGAGCUAACAGAUGCUGAAUCCCUUCGGAGGUGCGAUCUGAGCGGGGGGAAGGUCGGCGCCUUUCUCAGCAGGACCAGAAAGGGAUGGACCGAGGUGCCUUGCACUCGCCUGGAUCAGGGGAGCGGCUUCCCUCCGCCCUCGCUGCGUACCCGUUCUGUUCCCAUCAUCCCCUCGCUGCAGGCGUGCGACCUUGAGGAAAGGCAUUUGGAUACCGCCGAAAUGACUGUCGACGGGGCGUUACAGCAGAAAAACCUUUCCGGUCCUGCGACCGAAUUCGGACAAAGCGACCGGUUUUCAGCCAGUGAGCCAACGGGCGCCGGGAUCAGAGGUUUAAAGACGUUGGCCCUCAAGAGCCCAAAGAGCCCCAUCUGCAGAGGCAAGGGAAAUUCGAGUUGA